This is a messenger RNA of Sciurus carolinensis (gray squirrel), 5853 nucleotides long. It is a transcript of the gene Slc4a4, whose product is annotated as solute carrier family 4 member 4. The transcript has 25 exons. Bases 602 to 3886 code for a protein of 1094 amino acids. NCBI's taxonomy places the organism in Eukaryota, Metazoa, Chordata, Mammalia, Rodentia, Sciuridae. Gene Ontology annotation, biological process: bicarbonate transport; monoatomic anion transport; transmembrane transport. Gene Ontology annotation, molecular function: solute:inorganic anion antiporter activity; sodium:bicarbonate symporter activity; monoatomic anion transmembrane transporter activity. Gene Ontology annotation, cellular component: plasma membrane; basolateral plasma membrane. The record is from RefSeq and is a predicted model, not a curated record.
CCGUCUCCCGGUUUGUUGCCGAGGGGCGCCCGGACGGGGCACCACUGCUGCAGUGUUAGCCACUGGCAGUUACAUCGGAGAUCCCCAUAAAUAUGCAGAAGCUGCAGGAGGCAAAGUAGAGUAGACGCCCGCGCCCGUACACCCUCACUCUCCGCGCACCACGCGGGCCGUGUAGACAUUCCCCCCGCGCCACCUUCUCCCGCUGCCUCUCGGGCCAUUCAGGUUCUAGUGCAGCUUGCUCCGAAGACCCUCUCGCCCCGCUCUGUCGCGCUUGCCUCUCUCCGCCCCGGAGCGCUCCCCCAACCAGGCAGCAAAGUUGUGACUACUUGGGAGCGGGUGACUCGCGCCCCGCUCGCUCUGUGCCUCGCACCGACAACUUCCCCCGGCUCUGCGCCGCCGCGCGCCGGGCCCACGCCUCCCAGGACCCCGCGGGCCCCCAGCCUUCAACCCCGGCGGCGCGCCGGCCAGCGCUCUGGUGGCGGCAGCGGCCGUGGUGGCAGCGAAAGCGGCGGCAGCGGCGGCGGCGGCGGCGGCGGCAGCCGCUGCAGCUACACACUCCGCCGCCAAACUGGAGGAGCGACGGAAGCCGGAUCCUAGGAGGAUGGAGGAUGAAGCUGUCCUGGACAGAGGGGCUUCCUUCCUUAAGCAUGUAUGUGAUGAAGAAGAAGUAGAAGGCCACCACACCAUCUACAUUGGGGUCCAUGUGCCCAAGAGCUACCGGAGAAGGAGACGUCACAAGAGAAAGGCAGGGCACAAAGAAAAGAAGGAAAAAGAGAGAAUCUCUGAGAACUACUCUGACAAAUCAGAUGUGGAAAACGCUGAUGAAUCCAGCAGCAGCAUCCUGAAACCUCUCAUCUCUCCUGCCGCAGAACGCAUCCGAUUCAUCUUGGGAGAGGAGGAUGACAGCCCAGCGCCUCCCCAGCUCUUCACCGAACUGGAUGAGCUGCUGGCUGUGGAUGGGCAGGAGAUGGAGUGGAAGGAGACAGCCAGGUGGAUUAAGUUUGAAGAAAAAGUGGAACAGGGUGGGGAGAGGUGGAGCAAGCCCCAUGUGGCCACGCUGUCCCUACACAGCUUAUUUGAGCUGAGGACAUGUAUGGAGAAAGGAUCAAUCAUGCUUGACCGGGAGGCUUCUUCUCUCCCACAGUUGGUGGAGAUGAUUGUUGACCAUCAGAUUGAGACAGGCCUCUUGAAAGCUGACCUUAAGGAUAAGGUGACCUAUACUUUGCUCCGGAAGCAUCGGCAUCAAACCAAGAAAUCCAACCUCCGGUCUCUGGCUGACAUUGGGAAGACAGUCUCCAGUGCAAGUAGGAUGUUUACCAACCCUGAUAAUGGUAGUCCAGCCAUGACCCAUAGGAAUCUGACUUCCUCCAGUCUGAAUGACAUUUCUGAUAAACCAGAGAAGGACCAGCUGAAGAAUAAGUUCAUGAAAAAACUGCCUCGUGAUGCAGAAGCUUCCAAUGUGCUUGUUGGGGAAGUCGACUUCUUGGAUACUCCAUUUGUUGCCUUUGUUCGGCUACAGCAGGCUGUCAUGCUGGGUGCCCUGACUGAGGUCCCUGUGCCCACAAGGUUCUUGUUCAUUCUCUUAGGUCCUAAGGGGAAAGCCAAGUCCUACCAUGAGAUUGGCAGAGCCAUUGCUACCCUGAUGUCUGAUGAGGUGUUCCAUGACAUUGCUUACAAAGCAAAAGAUAGGCAGGACCUGAUUGCUGGCAUUGAUGAGUUCCUUGAUGAAGUCAUUGUACUUCCACCUGGAGAAUGGGACCCAGCGAUCAGGAUAGAACCUCCUAAGAGUCUUCCGUCAUCUGACAAAAGGAAGAAUAUGUACUCAGGUGGAGAGAAUGUCCAGAUGAAUGGAGACACCCCCCAUGAUGGAGGACACGGAGGAGGAGGACAUGGGGAUUGUGAGGAACUGCAGCGAACUGGACGGUUCUGUGGUGGACUAAUUAAGGACAUAAAGAGGAAAGCACCAUUUUUUGCCAGUGAUUUUUAUGAUGCUUUAAAUAUUCAGGCUCUUUCAGCAAUUCUCUUCAUCUAUCUGGCGACUGUAACUAAUGCUAUCACUUUUGGAGGACUGCUUGGGGAUGCCACUGACAACAUGCAGGGUGUACUGGAGAGUUUCCUGGGCACUGCUGUCUCUGGAGCUGUCUUUUGUCUCUUUGCGGGUCAACCACUCACUAUUUUAAGCAGCACGGGACCCGUCUUAGUUUUUGAGAGGCUUCUAUUUAAUUUCAGCAAGGACCAUAAUUUUGACUAUUUGGAGUUUCGCCUUUGGAUUGGCCUGUGGUCAGCCUUCCUGUGUCUCAUUUUGGUAGCCACCGAUGCCAGCUUCUUGGUUCAGUAUUUUACUCGUUUCACAGAGGAGGGCUUCUCCUCUCUAAUUAGCUUCAUCUUUAUCUAUGAUGCUUUCAAGAAGAUGAUCAAGCUAGCAGAUUACUACCCCAUCAACUCCGACUUCAAAGUGGGCUACAAUACUCACUUUUCCUGUGCCUGUGUGCCACCUGACCCAGUUAAUAUCUCAAUGUCUAAUGAUACUACACUGGCCCCAGAGGAUUUUCCAACUGUUUCUUCUACUGACAUGUAUCCUAAUGCUACCUUUGACUGGACAUUUUUGUCGAAGAAGGAGUGUUUGAAAUACGGAGGAAAGCUCGUGGGGAACAACUGCGAUUUUGUCCCUGAUAUCACACUUAUGUCUUUCAUCCUCUUCUUGGGCACAUACACCUCCUCUAUGGCUCUGAAAAAAUUCAAAACUAGUCGUUAUUUUCCAACCACAGCAAGAAAACUAAUCAGUGACUUUGCCAUUAUCUUGUCCAUUCUCAUAUUUUGUGUAAUAGAUGCCCUUGUAGGUGUGGAUACCCCAAAACUAAUUGUGCCAAGCGAGUUUAAGCCAACAAGUCCAAACCGAGGAUGGUUUAUCCCACCGUUUGGAGGGAACCCCUGGUGGGUGUACCUUGCAGCCGCCAUCCCUGCUUUGUUGGUCACCAUUCUGAUUUUCAUGGACCAACAGAUCACAGCUGUGAUUGUAAAUAGAAAAGAGCAUAAACUCAAGAAAGGAGCUGGGUAUCACCUGGAUCUCUUCUGGGUGGCCAUCCUCAUGGUGGUGUGCUCCUUCAUGGCUCUUCCGUGGUAUGUGGCCGCUACAGUCAUCUCUAUUGCUCACAUCGACAGUUUGAAGAUGGAGACAGAGACAUCUGCACCCGGAGAACAACCAAAGUUUCUAGGAGUGAGGGAACAAAGAGUCACUGGAACCCUUGUGUUUAUUCUGACUGGUCUGUCAGUCUUUAUGGCUCCCAUCUUAAAGUUUAUUCCUAUGCCAGUACUGUAUGGUGUGUUCCUGUACAUGGGGGUGGCGUCACUUAAUGGUGUGCAGUUCAUGGAUCGUCUGAAGCUGCUUCUGAUGCCCCUGAAGCAUCAACCUGACUUUAUCUACCUGCGUCAUGUACCCCUGCGUCGCGUCCACCUGUUCACUUUCCUGCAGGUGUUAUGUCUGGCCCUGCUCUGGAUCCUCAAAUCAACAGUGGCUGCUAUCAUUUUUCCAGUCAUGAUCCUGGCACUUGUAGCUGUCAGAAAAGGUAUGGACUACCUCUUCUCCCAGCAUGACCUCAGCUUCCUUGAUGAUGUCAUUCCAGAAAAGGACAAGAAAAAGAAGGAGGAUGAGAAGAAAAAGAAAAAGAAGAAGGGAAGUUUGGACAGUGAUAAUGAUGAUGAGAAAGAUCCUCAACAUUCCUUGAACGUCACACAUCAUGCUGAUAAAAUUCCUUUCCUUCAGUCGCUCGGUAUGCCAAGUCCUCCUAGAACUCCAGUAAAAGUUGUGCCUCAGAUUAGAAUAGAACUUGAGCCUGAAGACAAUGAUUAUUUCUGGAGGAGCAAGGGAACAGAAACUACAUUGUAACCCGUUCGUCUCUCUUAAAACUGACAGUUUUGUUGUUAAUGUUCCUUUUUUUUUUUUUUUUUGUCUGUUUGUUUUUAAAUUUUUGUGUUUCAGUUUUUGGUCACUGGCCAAAUAAUACAGCACUCUCUCUGCUUCUCUCUUGCAUAGGUUAAAUCAAGACAAUAGUGCACCGUUCCCUAAAAACAGCAUCUGAGGAAUCUCCCUUUUGUUCUUAUGUUUUCAGAUGUGUCCUCUGACAUCCUAAUUCCUGCCACUCAAGACAUGCACAGAUCCUGUCCUUUUCCUUUAUUUAGCAGAGGUCAAAAGUAUUAAGAUUUUAUAACAUCUUUUAUUAAAAUAUUGAAGGAACUUAAAACUUUAGCUUUGGAGCUGUGCUUACUGGCUUGUCUUUGUCUGGUAGAACAAACCCUGCCCUCCAGACAGAGUCUCUUCUUGCUUAUAGAGCUCCCCAGGACUGGAAAAAGUGCUGCUAUUCUUACUUGCUCUUGCUUAUAAACCCUAAUCUUAGAGUUAUCAAAAGAAGAAAAACUAAAGGUACUUUACUCCCUGUAGAGAAACCAUUGCCAUCAUUGUAGCAAGUGUUGGAAUGUCCCUUUUUCCUAUGCAACUUUUUUUAACCCUUUAAUGAACUUAUCUGUUGAGUACAUUGAAGAAUAUUUUUCUUCCUAGAUUUUGUUGUUUAAAUUAUGGGGCCUAACCUGCAACUUAUUUUUUGUCAAUUUUUUAAACUUUUUUUUAAUUACUGUAAAGAAAUGAAUUUUUCCUGCAGCAGGAAACAUAGUUUUGAGUAGUUCUACCUCUUAUUUGUAGCUGCCAGGCUUUCUGUAAAAAUUGUAUUGUAUAUAAUGUGAUUUUUACACACACACAUACACACACACACACACACACGCGCACACACACACAAUCUCUAAGGUAAGCCAGAAGGCUAGAUAAAAACACCAUGUUUCUUAGCAUCCACUUUCCCCUUUCUUUAAAAGAAACUUAACUGUUCUAUGAAGGAGCUUGAGGAAAGGAGAGCCAUUCUUACACAAUGGAGUAACUGAUGUUCUGAUAAUGGUAGUAUCUGGGCACGAAUGCUGAUCGUAUUACCAUGUCGAUGUCCUAUGCAGUAUUGUUAGGCAUUUUUAAACUUUGAAAUAUUUGUGUGUUUGUGUAUGUGCUCUGUGUGUAGCUGGUGCACAUAUGUGCAAAGUUAGAAAAAGAAAGUGUGACAGUAGACAGAGUAAAAUUAUCAAGUCUCUUGUGUCAGUUUUCAUAAAGCCCAAACCACAUAUAAAAGAUUUAUCAGGAGGUCCGUGAAACUUGCCAUUAUGCAAAUAAGGGUAAGCAUAUUUUAUUACCCAGACAUUAGUCACCAUCAUUGAUAUAGUAGCCCAUGUUUAUAAUAAAAAGUCCAUAAAAAUAUUAACAGCCCAUUUACGCACCUAUAAAAUAUUAUAGGAAUACAGAGAAGUCUUCAGAGGUAAUAUGAUGUGCAUACACUAUAACAAUACUCACACACAUUCUUUGUGGAUGCAAAGGCAAUUAUUCUUUGUGGUUGGGACACUUAGAAUAUGUAUGUAUAUACAGACAUGUAUACCUAUGUGUGUUUCCAUAUUGAAAAUUAGACUUUUAUUAACCAAAUUGAACAUGGUUCAAAACAUGUAAUGUUUUCAGUGUUACAUUAUAUAUUGAAUGUGUUUUGAAAAGGACAUUUUAAAUGUUGAAGACAUACGUUUGGAUUCAUAUAACCUUGAUUGUGACAUAUCCUCACCAUAGCAAGUUUUUGGAAAAGUAAGAAAAGCAGAAUGAAACCUCUUAUUUGGUUUCAUAAUAUGCACUUAUUGACUUCCACUCAUUCCUGUAUUAAUUAAAUUAUAAUUCUGCCCUCUUGAAAUAUUCAUUAUAAAAAUUUUAUUAUCCUUAGUUGUUACUUUUUUUUGUUGUUUUUUGGUGCCAGGGAUUGAACUCAGGGGCACUCAACCACU